Molecule: messenger RNA, 3923 nt
Organism: Acanthochromis polyacanthus (spiny chromis)
Lineage: Eukaryota; Metazoa; Chordata; Actinopteri; Pomacentridae
Product: protein GPR108
Exons: 17
Coding region: 557-2374 (605 amino acids)
Biological process (GO): transport
Cellular component (GO): Golgi apparatus; membrane
Source: RefSeq, a predicted model, not a curated record
AAGCUCUCUGUGGAAGACAAACCACGUGACCACAUCUAGGACAGCUAAUACAAGGUUUAGUCAUAACCGUGGAAGUGAGAAACUCCGUUAUUUUUACAGAAAACUAAGGCACAAUUAUGGAAUAUUCAUUUGGAGGCCUUUUGUAACUUACAUUCCUUCUGUUUUCGUAGCUCGGCUGCGCGGUGUGGUCCGCUGACACAAAUCUACGGCGGUCAAACGCCUGUAGACCCGGAGCAGCUGACGUUUGUGUCCGCACCUUGCUUAGCAUCUUGUUCUUGUAUUCAACACCAGGAAGCGAGAUCUUGCCGUCUACAGGCUGUUACCUUACGCGAUGAAAGCACAAAAGAAUCGGAAAACACAAUGUUAAUUAUUAUAAUCUGACAGUGGACGACGUUAUUUAAGUGUUGCUGCACUAAAUUUCAAGAUUAACUUCACAAAGGCUGACUUCGUUUGUCGUUCAGACUGCUAGCCAGCUUGCUAUUUAGCCAUCUGGCAGGAUUGUCGCUCGCUAACAUUAGCACUAGGUUACCGUUAGCAAGUUGGUCUUUGCCUGGUGAUGGCUGUGGCACAGAGAAGCUGUUUUUGGGUUGGAUUUUUACUCCUAAUGCUACUAUGUGGGGGUAAAGCAAGGAAACACAAGCUCACAUUGAAGAAUGAAACUCGGUCUGUUGUUGAUCUCAACAACUUCGGUUUCUACGCUGAUGGGACUUUGGAUGUCAACCUGCAUUCUCUGCGAAUUCCAUCACAGAGGCGGAACUCCUCCACACCCCCGGUGGGUUUCAGCCUGUCCAGGUCCCGUGUUAAUGGAGUUUUGUCCUACACAGCAGAGGAGACGGAGACAUGCCCACUCAGUAGUCCAAAGUCAACCAAUGAUGAGCCUCUCAUUGUUUUUAUUUUCAAUUUUGAAGGCCUCAGUGUCAGUAUGAAAGCUACGGGUAAUCAAGACAACAUCCUGACAGCAAAGCUAAAGGCUAAAGCUACUACAGAUGAGAGAAAAGCCAGGGGGAUUCCUGAUGCUGAUGCCCAAAAUAAACCAAAAGACGAUGUGAACAAAAAGCCCGAUGACAUGAAGCCAGAUGAGCAGCCAAAACCUGACAGCAAGAAAGAAGAUCCUGCGGGUCAGAAUGAAGGAGAUAAGACUGAAGAAAAAAAACCAGACCCCGGAGUAGAAACUAAGGAAGUGGAGGGAAACGCAUUUGAUCUGGACAAGCAACCCGAGCAGACUUUAGCUUUGGACCAAGUUAACGGUACCUACAACUUUAGUUUCCACAUAAAGAUUGGUCCAAAGGACCAGGGUCUGUACAGCCUGAGGUUCCACUACUGUCAGAGCAAGUUUCCUGCAGUCAAACAGCCCUACUCGUUCACGGUGGACGUGCAAGAGAAGAAUCCAGGUGGCUACCUGUCUGCAGCAGAAAUUCCUCUGUCUCGCCUUUACAUUUGUAUGGCUGGAGUCUUCUUCACUGCUGCCAUGGUUUGGGUGUACACUCUCAUGAAGCACAGGUACAGCGUGUUUAAGAUCCAUUGGCUGAUGGCAGCACUGGCGUUCACCAAGUCCACAUCCCUGGUUUUCCACAGUAUCAACUAUCACUUCAUCAACACUGAGGGGCAUCCUAUUGAAGGCUGGGCUGUCAUGUAUUAUAUAACACAUCUGCUCAAAGGGGCUCUCCUGUUCAUCACACUGGCUCUAAUCGGCACUGGCUGGGCCUUCGUUAAAUACAUCUUGUCUGACAAGGAGAAGAAGAUCUUCAUGAUUGUCAUUCCUCUGCAGGUCCUCGCUAAUGUCGCCUACAUCAUCAUAGAGUCUACAGAGGAAGGCUCCAGUGAAUACUAUCUGUGGAAGGAGAUCCUCUUUCUGGUCGACCUCAUCUGCUGUGGAGCCAUCCUUUUCCCUGUUGUCUGGUCAAUCCGUCACCUACAAGAGGCAUCUAGCACCGACGGCAAAGGUGAGACUCUUGAUCAGUUACAAGAUGAUCAGCCACAAGAUUUUCUGAGUUGGAAAUUCAUUGGUCGGUGUGGUGUGUUUCUUUCAGCCGCCAUGAAUUUGGAGAAGCUUAAACUGUUCCGGCAUUAUUAUGUGAUGAUUGUGUGUUAUAUCUACUUCACGAGGAUCAUAGCCAUUCUGCUCAAGAUCACGAUGCCUUUCCAGUGGCAGUGGUGUUACGAGUUUCUGGUGGAGUUGUCUACUCUGAUCUUUUUUGUGCUGACGGGCUACAAGUUCCGACCAGCGUCCAAUAACCCCUACCUCCAGCUUCCCCAGGACGAGGAGGAUGUAGAGAUGGAUGAAGUAGUGACCGAGUCAGGAGCACUGGAGGGAAUUUCCAAAGUCAAGAAGACGUCUAACGGUCGCGAGCGCCAGAAAGAGUCCACCUUGUGAGCGGGACGCUGCAUCACUGAGGGAGAGCAGCUACACAUCCCCAGGCCAGCUGGUAUUCAGGGGUACACAUGGACCGAGGCUCCCCACUCAUAAUGACAGCUCUCCUUUUAAAACAAACUCCUCUUGUGGUUGCAGUGGCCGUGCCCACUGUCUGGCUAUGCAAAAAAAAAGAAAAAGAAAAACAACAAAAAGAAGACUAACUUGUUGGACGCUCUUCAUUUCCUUGGAACACUCCACCCAGAAACUCUGAGAGGUUCAGGAGGCUCCUGCCACAUGGACAGGUGGAGAUAAGGAAAGGAGCUCUGAUCUCUUGAUAGAUUUCAUUUCUCUCUUUCUCCAAAGAUUAUUAUCAUUUUAGAAAAAGACUUGAUUUUGGGUGUGUUUCUAUCGACUAUUUAAAGUGGUACUCCUGUGAGCCUCUUAGCUGUACCUUUUUGUGUGUGAUGUGAGUACACGUGUGUGAAUGUGAGACAACACAGAUUUGAACACAGCAGUUUUUUUUCCCCUUUGGAGACGAUAGCCCACACUCAGGUAAAAGGCUAAUCAGUAUAUUUAAAACCUAGGCAAACAGCUCAUUAUGUCUCUUCCCACUGUCCAGGCUUCAGUAACGUCCCAUCAGUCAUUACUAAACUUGAUCAUCACCACACUGUACGGUAUGUUACUUUUUUCUUACAUAUUUGAUUUGUAUAUUGAAAUAUAUUACGUAAGAGGUUGUAUAUUUCAAUAUAUUGGCUUACUGCAAAUUGAAAUGUUCUAUUUCAGUAUUCUUGUUUGUGUUGGAGAGGUAAGAGUUCCUCCCAGUCCGUCACUUGGACCGCUGCUGUAAUUUAGUGCUUUAGUGGUUGAGGACACCUUACAUCUCUGUGAAUCCGGCCCAUGUGGAGACAUGUGGACCUCUUGAUGAAUAAACAGCUUUUUGGAUCCAUGUCUAAAAUCCUCAGAGCAGUGGCCCAGCUUAUGUUCAGUAACGGCCUUGCUCUUUUUCGUCCUCCCCCCCGUAUUGGCAUUGCUGUGUCAGUCUGGGCAGAAAAGUGACCUAACCGAUUUUUGAAUUUGCCUGCUUUGGGUUUUACCUUUUUGCUCUUGAUGUGAAGCUUAUUUUUAUUAAUAAUUAUUGAUGACUUACUGGUUUGUAGAGGAUCAGAAACGUGUGCAGCCAGACAGUCGGGGUAGAUGGCCAUUUGUAAAUAUGACUGUUGAUGCAAGAGAAGGCACAUUACACUUUUCAAGAGAACCGCGCUGAGGCUUUGUAGAGCGUACCAGAUGGUGUCCACAGGUUCCACUUCAGUGAGAUUUUUUUGAUUCCGUUAGCUGACAAAUGUGAGGAAACGGGGAAGGACUACUGAGAUUCAGCCGCAGUCCCUCCUGCUCAGGGACGACCGAGCUCCAGUGUGUGCAGACGGCUGGGGCCAGGCUCUGGGUGUCCAGGAGGGAACAGUCGGUGUACCUUCACUUCAGUUGACUGAAGAAGGCUUUCUGCUUGUUACAGAGGGCUGUUUGGUGUCUGUAUGAACUGUCACAAUAAAGCUGGAAUUCUGGAAAGGUCUCA